AGACCUCAGCUCAGUCCUGCGACUCUCAUUGGCUGGCACUUUGUACAAAAUCCAGAAAAGCACUUCACUCACAACACACACCAACAAAUCCUAAAGGCGUUCAUGCAGCCUCCUCCUCCAUCACUGCGCCGCUGUAGCACCGCUUCUCCACCCGAUGUAACCGCUCAGCGUUUAACUUUUCUCCGCACUGUUGCUCUGAAUCUGAAGACGGCUGCUCCUUUUUUCUGCUCCUCUCCUGCUUUUGGCUGCUUUUGUGCUUUUUCAUGCGCCAGGACGUCGUUUUUCUGUGCUGACUUGAAUAUUUCUCCUGGAGGAAACCGUACAAACAAAGAACUUUACAGCCGUCGAUAAGGGUGCUUCUUCAUCGAUGUCUUCCGCUCUUGUCGUUAUGGAACAGGUUCCUGGUGUAACGCGGACCACACGGCCUGAAGAGGAAACCAAGUACGCAUCGGGAGCUCCAUCAAUUUUCAAAAUUUUCUCCAACUUCAGCCCUCAGACAAACAUUAGCAUGAUGUCGUAUUUAAAGCAACCACCUUACACAGUCAAUGGGCUCAGCUUAACUACUUCCGGAAUGGAUCUUUUGCAUCCAUCAGUGGGCUAUCCAGCAACGCCACGGAAGCAGAGGCGAGAGAGGACUACUUUUACGCGCGCACAGCUUGACGUUUUGGAGGCUUUGUUCGCAAAAACUCGAUAUCCGGACAUAUUCAUGCGCGAAGAGGUGGCCCUGAAAAUCAAUCUACCUGAAUCUCGAGUACAGGUCUGGUUUAAGAACCGGCGGGCAAAGUGUCGCCAGCAGCAGCAGCAGCAGCAGAACGGGGGCCAGAACAAGGUCCGACCUGCCAAAAAGAAAAGUUCUCCGACCAGAGAAGUGAGCUCGGAGAGCGGCGCCAGCGGCCAGUUCACGCCCCCCACCAGCACCACCACCGUCCCUGCCAUCUCCACUAGCACCGCCCCGGCGUCCAUAUGGAGCCCGGCGUCCAUCUCUCCUCUUGCAGACCCCCUGUCUACCUCCUCCUCGUGCAUGCAGAGGUCCUACCCCAUGACUUACACGCAGGCCUCGAGCUACAGUCAGGGCUACGCCGGCUCGACGUCUUACUUCGGCGGCAUGGACUGCGGCUCUUACCUCACUCCCAUGCACCACCAGCUGUCGGGGCCCGGAUCGACCCUCAGUCCGAUGAGCACGAACGCGGUCACGAGCCACCUGAACCAGUCCCCGGCGUCCCUCUCCGGCCAGGGCUACGGGACGUCCGGCAUAGGCUUCAACUCCACGGCAGACUGCUUGGAUUAUAAGGACCAGGCGGCGUCCUGGAAGCUGAACUUCAACGCCGAUUGCUUGGAUUAUAAGGAUCAAACAUCCUCGUGGAAAUUCCAGGUCCUGUGAACAAAGCAAUCAGGUGUUAUUAAAAAAAACAAAGUGCACAAAACAGUGACGAUCACCCCACAAUAAAACACACAGGACUGGGUUACACGAGGCAGGGCUCUCUGAGGCCUCGAGAUGGUCUUUGGUCCUCCUAAGAGGAGAGGUUUAAUUUAUUUUAGCACUGGCAAAGAGAUUUUCCCCCUGUCACAAGUUGUAGCCCCUCAUCCAUGUCUGUCUGUGUGCCUCUGUGCGUAAAACACCUGUUGAAGACAAAGUUACACCACAGCCACGGAACUAAUGUUUAUCCAAGAACAAACUCAGUUCAUUCUCCUGCUCGGGAUGAACAAACUUUUCACACAACUUUGCCCAAACUUCAGGCAGAGAGACAUAAGGAUGCUGUGUGGACAUGGAUGCACUACUUUAUUUAAGAAAAAAAAUGUUUAUAAGGAAUCAAUAUGUAGUUUCUAAGAGACAAUCAGUGUGUGUCUUAUAUAAAUGGUACAUAUGUGUUUUUUUUUUUUAUCUGUGCUAGCCUUCGAAACUGUGAUCUGUUGUAACGUAUGCAAUUUGUGAGCCCCCCUCGCAUCAGACUCUCUGCUGUGAUUUUAAUAGAUUUCUAACUUCUUCUUUUUUUUCUGAACAACGAAGAGAUGCUGACGGUUCAGUUCCCUGCAUCACAAAGAGAGAUGAGACUUUCCGAACACAUGGUAGUAAUAAGUAAGGGUUAGAACCCCACUGGAAGUGACUUUCGGGCCGCUGAGAGCUCCACACCUUUGCUCCCCCUCCAUUGAUCUCAGCACACGGUGAUUGUGGAUCCUUCACUGGCUCCAAAGAUGGUGUGACCUCACCGCUGAAAUGACAUGAAUAAAGGUCCUGUGAGCUUAA
Molecule: messenger RNA, 2245 nt
Organism: Labrus mixtus (cuckoo wrasse)
Lineage: Eukaryota; Metazoa; Chordata; Actinopteri; Labriformes; Labridae
Gene: otx2b
Product: orthodenticle homeobox 2b
Exons: 4
Coding region: 368-1381 (337 amino acids)
Biological process (GO): regulation of transcription by RNA polymerase II; multicellular organism development
Cellular component (GO): nucleus
Molecular function (GO): RNA polymerase II cis-regulatory region sequence-specific DNA binding; DNA-binding transcription factor activity, RNA polymerase II-specific
Source: RefSeq, a predicted model, not a curated record